UUCCAGAUUGCAGGUUCCAUACUUUCCUUUGACAGAAAAAGGUGCUUUCUAUUUUCGAUUUUGCAACCUGCAGAAAGAAAUAAAGAAAGGCCAAAAAUAUUUAACAAAAAAAGAACAAAAAGAAGGAAAAAAAUGGGAAAAUCAAUAGUAAUCUUCAUUGCUAGUGCUAUUUUCUUGUUCGGGAUCACUCAAGCCUAUGAUAAGUUCAUACCAAAUAAAAAACCCUUUGUUGAGUCAGAUAAUUAUCAAUUUAUUCUUGAAGGAAUUGUCUAUUGUGACCCUUGUCGUGCAGAAUUCAAAACCAAUCUUAGUCAGCCCUUAGAUGAUGCUAGGGUGGGGAUGCAAUGCCGACACCCCGAAACCGAACAAAUCACUAUAACUGUCAGCGCCUCGACUAACUCUACGGGGUAUUAUAACAUGCUGAUAGAAGGAGACCACGAGAAUGAGAUCUGCGAGACCUUUUUGAUAAGAAGUCCUAGAGAAGAUUGCAAUGAAAUACCAAAUGAAGGAGGGCAUGGUAGAGAAUCAUCAAGAGUUACUCUCACUAACAACAAUGGCAUUUCUGGAAAGUAUCGUGAUGCCAAUCCUCUCUUCUUCUUGGCUAAAAAAGUAGCACCAGAGUGUGCACAAGAAUUCAAGGAGAUGGAAUAUAUCCCUGAACUUAAAGAUAUCAACCAGGCAUAAAGAUUUAAUUUGGGACUAGUUGAAUAAUAGCUAGACUAAAAGUCCUAUAUUUUGAUAUGUCAUUAUGCAUCUAUACUUUAGGACAAUGUGGUCAAAUUUUUAUGUUGUUUUGUGUUAGUUUAAAUCUUGAUUUUGAGGCUUGAGGGGUUUCUAAACUUUAUCCAUUAGAGCUUUGUACGUACGUAAUAGAAAUUUUCAUUCAAGGCUCAAAUGUAUUAAUUUGAUUUACCAACGAGAAAAUAAAGAACAA
Molecule: messenger RNA, 934 nt
Organism: Lycium ferocissimum
Lineage: Eukaryota; Viridiplantae; Streptophyta; Magnoliopsida; Solanales; Solanaceae
Product: major pollen allergen Lig v 1-like
Exons: 2
Coding region: 133-684 (183 amino acids)
Source: RefSeq, a predicted model, not a curated record